Messenger RNA from Rhizoctonia solani, 474 nucleotides. RefSeq names its product ribosomal protein S19e. Gene Ontology annotation, biological process: translation; ribosomal small subunit assembly. Lineage: Eukaryota; Fungi; Basidiomycota; Agaricomycetes; Cantharellales; Ceratobasidiaceae. The transcript has 4 exons. The record is from RefSeq and is a predicted model, not a curated record. Bases 1 to 474 code for a protein of 157 amino acids. Gene Ontology annotation, molecular function: RNA binding; structural constituent of ribosome. Gene Ontology annotation, cellular component: ribosome; cytosolic small ribosomal subunit.
AUGCCGGGUGUACGAGACAUCAGCGCCGACGCAUUCAUCACCGCCUACGCGUCCCACCUCAAGCGCUCAGGCAAGCUCGAGGUCCCUAUCUGGGUAGAUCUCGUUAAGACCGGCGCGUACAAGGAGCUUGCCCCUUAUGACCCAGACUGGUUCUACGUCCGUUCCGCUGCCGUUGCCCGACACAUCUACCUCCGAAAGCACGUUGGUAUUGGUCAACUUGCCAAGCUUCAUGGUGGCCGAAAGCGUAGGGGCAACCGCCCAUCACACCACGGUGAUGGUAGCACCAACGUCCAGCGCAAGGUUUGCCAAGCGCUAGAGAAGAUCGGUGUUCUUGAGCUCGGUCCCGAUGGUGGACGCCGAAUCUCCCAGGAUGGUAUGCGUGAUCUUGACCGCAUUGCCACUGCUGUCGUGGAGGCCGCAAAAGAGGAGGAGGAAGAGGAAGAGGAGGCAGGCGAGGAAGAGGAGGAGGAGUAA